This is a messenger RNA of Ostrea edulis (European flat oyster), 2568 nucleotides long. RefSeq lists its product as uncharacterized. Bases 369 to 2498 code for a protein of 709 amino acids. The transcript is spliced from 21 exons. NCBI's taxonomy places the organism in Eukaryota, Metazoa, Mollusca, Bivalvia, Ostreida, Ostreidae. The record is from RefSeq and is a predicted model, not a curated record.
UUUUUCUUUGAAAUGAAUGUAAAAUGGUAUACACUCACACGGAGAUGUUUGUAUAAAUACUCGUGAUGACGGUAAUGAGGAGUAUUUAAUAAUUUCGAAUAGAGCACUGAAGACAACUUGAUGAAAAAUCAAAUUGUACUUUAUUUAGAUCAAACUUUCUCUUUACGUAUCGUCAUUGUAGGAAACGAAAUCAAAAGGAUUUGAGAGUGAGAAAUCGUGAGACUUUAUACAGUCAGUACGAUUCCUUAUCAAUAUUCGUGUAGUGUGUAAAGUAUAGAAGACUUUAUAGGUCGUUCGACCACCUAUAUAAACGUUUAGCCUUCAGACAUUCCACCUUUCACUGGUCAGGAACAGUUUCUAAAGCGAUCAUGAAGUUUCUAUGCAUCUUCCUCCUUCCUGCAGUAUUCGCAGCUGUUCCACACAGGAGAGUACUUUUUGAUACCUUUUUGAACAGCCAAGAGGCUACCAAUAUCAUUGACCAGCUAGUCGGAACUCUCGGUACUGAUGACAACGAGGCUAAAUGUGAACAGGAAUGUCACGUCCUCAUCAGAAACGAGCAGUCUGUGUUCCAACAUCUGUGUCCAUUCCUCUGUCAUUCAGCUCAAAACGCCUUGCAACAUCUCCACAGCCCCAAUACUGAUCCUACCUCAACGGGAAAACGCCUGGUCCUUGACUCAUUCUUAAAUACCCAAGAGACCUCCAAUAUCAUCGAUCAACUGGUUGCAACUCUUGGUUCCGACGAGACCGAGGUUCAAUGUGAGAAAGAAUGUCACGUGUUGAUUAGAGACAGCACAUCCAUCUUCCAGCACAUGUGUCCGUUCCUGUGUCACUCAGCACAGGCCAUUGUCGGUAACGUCCACCACCACACAACUACAGCAGGUCCGGUCAAACGUGUUCUGUUUGACACCUUUUUGAACAGCCAAGAGGCUACCAAUAUCAUUGACCAGCUAGUAGCAACUCUCGGUACUGACGACAACGAGGCUAAAUGUGAACAGGAAUGUCACGUCCUCAUCAGAAGCCAGGAUUCUGUGUUCCAACAUCUGUGUCCUUUCCUCUGUCAUUCAGCUCAAAACGCCUUGCAACAUCUCCACAGCCCCACCUCAACCGGAAAACGCCUGGUCCUUGACUCAUUCUUAAAUACCCAAGAGACCUCCAAUAUCAUCGAUCAACUGGUUGCAACUCUUGGUUCCGACGAGACCGAGGUUCAAUGUGAGAAAGAGUGUCACGUGUUGAUUAGAGACAGCACAUCCAUCUUCCAGCACAUGUGUCCGUUCCUGUGUCACUCAGCACAGGCCAUUGUCGGUAACGUCCACCACCACACAACUACAGCAGGUCCGGUCAAACGUGUUCUGUUUGACACAUUUUUGAACAGCCAAGAGGCUACCAAUAUCAUUGACCAGCUAGUCGGAACUCUCGGUACUGAUGACAACGAGGCUAAAUGUGAACAGGAAUGUCACGUCCUCAUCAGAAACGAGCAGUCUGUGUUCCAACAUCUGUGUCCAUUCCUCUGUCAUUCAGCUCAAAACGCCUUGCAACAUCUCCACAGCCCCAAUACUGACCCCACCUCAACCGGAAAACGUCUGGUCCUUGACUCAUUCUUAAAUACCCAAGAGACCUCCAAUAUCAUCGAUCAACUGGUUGCAACUCUUAGUUCCGACGAGACCGAGGUUCAAUGUGAGAAAGAGUGUCACGUGUUGAUUAGAGACAGCACAUCCGUCUUCCAGCACAUGUGUCCGUUCCUGUGUCACUCAGCCCAGGCCAUUGUCGGUAACGUCCACCACCACACAACUACAGCAGGUCCGGUUAAACGUGUUCUGCUUGACACUUUCUUGAAUACCCAAGAAACAUCCAGCAUUAUUGAUCAACUUGUCAACACCCUCUCAUCUGACGAGACUGAAGCUGCAUGCGAGAAAGAGUGUCACGUGUUAAUCAGAGACUCCACAUCCUUGUUCCAACACAUGUGCCCUUUCCUGUGUCACUCAGCACAGGCCAUCUUUAACGGCGUACACCACACAACCCCAGCCACUGUACAGAAAAGGUUUUUGGUCGACACUUUACUGGCCAACCCCGAGGUCAGCGUAUUAGUGUCCAGUCUGGUGUCCGUACUUGGAUCCGACCCUACAGAAAAGGCCUGUGAAAAUGAAUGUGUUGUCAUGAUGCAUGCCGACAACGUGAUACAUCACUUGUGUCCAUUCAUCUGCAAUUCAUUUCAACAACUUGUAUCCAAAGUUCAUAUAGCUGAGCCAGUAUCCAAUCCAUCCAAGAGAUUCCUUGUUGACUCCCUGCUAAAUAACCCCGAGGUCAGCGUGAUCGUGGACUCCCUGGUUGGUACUUUGGGAUCCGAUCCUACAGAAGCAGCCUGUGAAUCCCAGUGUACUAAUGUGGUGCACGUAGACAACGUCUUCCAUUACCUGUGUCCUCUUAUCUGUACCUCAUUCCAAAGUUUGGUACAAAAGAUUCCCCAUCAUACACAAGUUGCAGCUAACCCAGGACAAUAAUGCUGUUAUACAAUCUGAUCUGUAUAUGUUAUACAUAAAUUAAAAAUAAAUAUAUAUAUUAUGGGUAAAA